AUGCUUUCCCACAUUUCAGCAUCGCUCCCUCGCUCCUCUCUCUGUGCCACCGCUCUAACCCUCCGUCGUUCUCUCCUAUCUUCCACCACCAAAUCCCUCACAAAAUUCCACUUCUACCCCUCCAACCCUUUCCAAUCGAAAUCCAGCUUCUCCGUUGCAUGCGACGUCGUUUCUAAACGAACUUCAGCCACCGAUAUUCCUUCCAUGGAUUCUCCGUCGAUGGUGAACGCCGACAGUUCGUCGCUCGCCGAUGACUUUAAGAAACAGAGCUUGGACGAUAACAAUGGGGUGGUCAAGUUGAAGCUUGAAGAAUUAAAUUGGGACCAUUCGUUUGUUCUGGAAUUGCCCGGUGAUCCCAGGACCGAUACAAUUCCACGAGAGGGUGUGAUGAAGUGGUCGAUCAUCUACUCCUUGACUGUGAGGCUAUCUAGUCCUGUGGCAUAUGCUGUUUGCGUUAUUUGUAAUAUCCUUGGUCAUGCUGAGCUUAGUGGGCGCUCUAUUUGGUAG
Molecule: messenger RNA, 507 nt
Organism: Ilex paraguariensis (yerba mate)
Lineage: Eukaryota; Viridiplantae; Streptophyta; Magnoliopsida; Aquifoliales; Aquifoliaceae
Source: the annotation of a GenBank genome assembly